Molecule: messenger RNA, 943 nt
Organism: Benincasa hispida (wax gourd)
Lineage: Eukaryota; Viridiplantae; Streptophyta; Magnoliopsida; Cucurbitales; Cucurbitaceae
Product: chlorophyll a-b binding protein of LHCII type I, chloroplastic-like
Biological process (GO): photosynthesis, light harvesting
Cellular component (GO): membrane
Source: RefSeq, a predicted model, not a curated record
AUGACAUUGUCCCACUUGGCAUCCAAUCAAAAGCCAUUGAUAUUGGAGGCAUUAGAUAUUCUAAUAUCCGUUAGAGGGAAGUUUCUUGGUAUUGAAGAUUUAUUUCAGAUAUUGGAUAAGAUAUCAUAUGCUAAAGAUAUCAUCAGUGAAGUGCCACGUGGAAGCCCAUGGUACGGACCCGAUCGUGUUAAGUAUUUGGGGCCAUUCUCCGGUGAGCCUCCGUCCUAUCUUACCGGAGAAUUCCCCGGUGACUACGGCUGGGAUACUGCCGGACUUUCCGCAGAUCCUGAGACCUUUGCUAAGAACCGUGAGCUUGAAGUCAUCCACUCUAGGUGGGCUAUGUUGGGAGCAUUGGGGUGCGUGUUCCCAGAGCUCCUUUCCCGGAACGGCGUGAAGUUUGGAGAAGCGGUGUGGUUCAAGGCCGGUUCACAGAUCUUCAGCGAAGGUGGGCUCGAUUACUUGGGGAACCCAAGCUUGAUCCACGCCCAGAGCAUUCUAGCCAUAUGGGCCUCCCAGGUGGUUCUCAUGGGGGCCGUCGAGGGAUACCGCAUUGCCGGCGGCCCACUUGGAGAGGUGACCGACCCGAUUUACCCAGGCGGGAGCUUUGACCCGUUGGGGCUUGCAGAUGACCCUGAAGCCUUUGCGGAGCUGAAGGUGAAGGAGCUGAAGAAUGGAAGAAUGGCGAUGUUCUCCAUGUUUGGAUUCUUCGUUCAGGCCAUCGUCACUGGAAAGGGCCCACUGGAGAAUCUUGCUGAUCAUCUUGCUGACCCAGUCAACAACAAUGCUUGGGCUUAUGCUACCAACUUUGUUCCUGGAAAAUGAGCCAACAUAAUGUUGUGAAAUGUUUGUUCUUAAAUCUUAGAGUGUGGGUUUUAGAAUGAAAGCAGUGAGUUUUGUUAUCUGAAUCUCUUAAUGCAGUAUAGAGUAAUCUUCGACGUUGAAA